GGCGCUCCCCUAGCCGCGCAGUGCGCGAAACCGGCGUGCGCUAGGACCGCGGCGCGCCGCCCUCCGCCGUUAUAUGAGGCCCCGCUCCGGCCCCACGCGGAACCCGCGGCUCCGAGCUUUCGCCGGCGUCCCGACCCGAGGCCGGACCCGAGGCCAGUCCCGCCGCUGCGCAGCCGAAGCCAGUGCGGGGCCUGAGAGGGACGCGCGCCCCGGGGCCCCCGCCGCGGGCACCAUGGGCGCUGCCCACUCCGCGUCUGAGGAGGUGCGGGAGCUCGAGGGCAAGACCGGCUUCUCAUCGGAUCAGAUCGAGCAGCUCCAUCGGAGAUUUAAGCAGCUGAGUGGAGAUCAGCCUACCAUUCGCAAGGAGAACUUCAACAAUGUCCCGGACCUGGAGCUCAACCCCAUCCGAUCCAAAAUUGUUCGUGCCUUCUUCGACAACAGGAACCUGCGCAAGGGACCCAGUGGCCUGGCUGAUGAGAUCAAUUUCGAGGACUUCCUGACCAUCAUGUCCUACUUCCGGCCCAUCGACACCACCAUGGACGAGGAACAGGUGGAGCUGUCCCGGAAGGAGAAGCUGAGAUUUCUGUUCCACAUGUACGACUCGGACAGCGACGGCCGCAUCACUCUGGAAGAAUAUCGAAAUGUGGUCGAGGAGCUGCUGUCGGGAAACCCUCACAUCGAGAAGGAGUCCGCUCGCUCCAUCGCCGACGGGGCCAUGAUGGAGGCGGCCAGCGUGUGCAUGGGGCAGAUGGAGCCUGAUCAGGUGUACGAGGGGAUCACCUUCGAGGACUUCCUGAAGGUGGGUGGCCUGGGCGUGGGAGCCUCGGGGGACGCUUGAAGACCUCGUGUGGCCCACUGAUCUGGCAGGGGAUCGACAUUGAGACCAAGAUGCACGUCCGCUUCCUUAACAUGGAAACCAUGGCCCUCUGCCACUGACCCGCCGCCGCCUCCGCGGAGAAACUGCACUUUGCAAUGGGGCCGCCUCCCCGUGUAGCUGGAGCAGCCCAGGCCCGGCGGACAGCCUCUUCCUGCAGCGCCGGUACAUAGCCAAGGCUCGUCUGCGCACCUUGUGUCUUGUAGGGUAUGGUAUGUGGGACUUCGCUGUUUUUAUCUCCAAUAAAAAAAAAAAAAGGUUUGUUAA
This is a messenger RNA of Gorilla gorilla gorilla (western lowland gorilla), 1141 nucleotides long. It is a transcript of the gene TESC, whose product is annotated as tescalcin. The transcript has 8 exons. The coding region runs from base 74 to 838 and encodes 254 amino acids. Lineage: Eukaryota; Metazoa; Chordata; Mammalia; Primates; Hominidae. The record is from RefSeq and is a predicted model, not a curated record. Gene Ontology annotation, molecular function: calcium ion binding.